Messenger RNA from Etheostoma cragini (Arkansas darter), 1488 nucleotides. It is a transcript of the gene gipc3, whose product is annotated as GIPC PDZ domain containing family, member 3. The record is from RefSeq and is a predicted model, not a curated record. Gene Ontology annotation, molecular function: protein binding. Lineage: Eukaryota; Metazoa; Chordata; Actinopteri; Perciformes; Percidae. Bases 149 to 1096 code for a protein of 315 amino acids. The transcript has 6 exons.
UGGCUAAGCGGGAAGAAGGACAGAGUUUCUCACUUUGCCAGAGCAGUGCAUCACCAAGGAACCCAGAGCAGGCCCUUACCUGAGCUGGGGCCCGAUACAGAACGGGGAGGCUUUGUGCCCGCAGGACAAGGCAGCAGGGGCUGAGGCCAUGGAGGAGCAAAAGGCCCAGAACCAGAGCCAGAAUCAGGGGAGUGUGGAGCCUACAGCGCCUCCGCUUCCUCCACCUUCACCACCACUAUCAGAGCCACUAGAAUACCCGAGACCUAAGCUCAUCUUCCACACCCAGCUGGCUCAUGGGAGUCCCACAGGCCGUAUCCAUGGAUUCACCAAUGUUAAGGAGCUGUACGCCAAGAUUGCUGAAGUGUUCAACAUCUCGCCCUCAGAGAUCCUGUUCUGCACCCUCAACUCUCAUAAAGUGGACAUGCAGAAGCUACUGGGUGGCCAGAUCGGACUGGAAGACUUCAUCUUUGCUCACGUCAGAGGGGAGACCAAAGAGGUUGAGGUGACGAAGACGGAAGACGCAUUGGGCCUUACUAUCACAGACAAUGGAGCUGGAUAUGCUUUCAUCAAGAGGAUAAAGGAAGGCAGCACCAUAGACCAGCUGAAGUCAGUAUGUGUUGGUGACCACAUUGAGGCCAUCAACGACCAGAGCAUUGUAGGCUGUCGACACUACGAGGUGGCAAAGAUGCUAAAAGAGCAACCAAGAGGCAUUCCCUUCACUCUCCGCCUGGUGGGGCCCAAGAAGGCCUUUGACAUGAUCGGAAUGAGGACGAAAGCGCCAAAAUCUACUGAGGGCAAGAUGGUAAACGGGAGGGAGACACUGCGUCUUCGCUCCAAGGGUGCUGCUACAGUUCAGGAAGUGCAGAAUGAGUUUGAUGAACGUGCCAUGAAGAAAGUGGACGACCUGCUGGAGAGCUACAUGGGCAUCCGAGAUCUGGAGCUGGCAACCACCAUCGUGGAAGCAGGCAAAGACAAGAAGAACCCUGAUGAUUUUGCAGAGGCCUUGGACUCAGUUCUGGGAGAUUUUGCUUUCCCUGACGUGUUUUUGUUUGAUGUAUGGGGAGCUAUUGGAGAUGUCAAGAAUGGUAAAAUGUAGAGUAAGUUACCUUGUACACAAAAGCAAGCUAAAGGGAAAGCUGUCUUCGCUGGUACAUCUAACAGGGAAAAAAGAAUGUGUAGAUGUUUUUAACUUUUAAUCACUUUAAUUAAAACCAUGCCAGGGACCACAAUUUAUUCAACUAUUUCCCUUUGAACAGUCAAAUUACAAUAAUCCGCCCUUAAGAAGAUCAUCACUGUUAAUAUUUAUGAUGAAUAUAACUGAAUUUUGACAAAUCUUUACAAUAAACACAAAACACUGAAAAUUGUAGUGUAGUUUUUAAAUACAUUUUGUCCUGAAAGACUCAAGGACUGAAAUUAACCUUUAUGGGGUAGAAAUGUAGCUCAUGAUCUUGUUCAGGAAAACAGUGACAGUCAAAUUAACUGGUUAUA